CACGUGAAACUUUCUGGAGAAGUUGGUUGGUAGACUCGCUCUGAAGCUCCAAGCUCACACAACCUCAGUAUAGUGGACCCGUCUGAAGUGAUCCUUCUGGAGACUGAACAUAAGGACUUUCUGAAGUAAACCAGUCUCGUCUUAGGAAAGCUCUCGAUCCGCUGCGAUGAGCAACACGUCGAAGUAACGGCGUUAAUCAAAAAAUCCACAACGCAGAAACACAUUUUACCUUCGUUCUUUGCUCAACCGAGAUUUAAAACGCAGUGGCCACUGGAAACGUUGCUGUGCAGCGCCAUGGCUGCCCAGUGCGACACUCUAAGCGGAUACUUGCAGCAGCAGCAGCAGCAGCAGUCGGACCAGGGCUCCAACAGCGAGCGCAGCACAGACUCGCCCCCGCCGGGGUCCGAGGACGACCUGCACGCCCCGCACCCGCCGCCGGACCCCGAGUGGACUGAAGAGCGCUUCAGAGUGGACCGCAAGAAACUGGAGAUCAUGUUGUUAGCUGCCUCAGAGGGACGGGUAAACGGAGGAGAGGAUUUCUUCCAGAAGGUCAUGGAUGAAACCAAAACACAGAUUGCAUGGCCUUCAAAGCUGAAGAUCGGAGCAAAAUCCAAAAAAGAUCCUCACAUCAAGGUGUGUGGAAAGCGGGAGAACGUGAGGGAAGCCAAGGACAGAAUCAUGUCUGUUCUGGACACCAAGAGCAACAGGGUCACCCUGAAGAUGGACGUAUCCCACACGGAGCACUCCCACGUCAUCGGGAAGGGAGGGAACAACAUCAAGAAGGUGAUGGAGGAGACGGGCUGCCACAUCCACUUCCCCGACUCCAACCGCAACAACCAGGCGGAGAAGAGCAACCAGGUGUCCAUCGCGGGCCAGCCGGGCGGAGUGGAGGCAGCCAGGGCCAAGAUACGAGAGCUGCUCCCUCUGGUGCUCUCCUUCGAGCUGCCGGCCAUCGUGCAGCCCGACCCGAGCUCACCCAGCGUGCAGCACAUCUCCCAGACGUACAACCUCAGCAUCUCCUUCAAGCCGCCCACCCGCCUCUACGGCGCCUCCGGCGUGGUGCGGGGGUCCCAGAACAACACCACGGCGGUCAAGAGGGGCACUGCUCUGCUGCUGGAGCACCUGGCCGGCAGCCUGGCCAGCGCCAUCUCGGUCAGCACGCACCUGGACAUCGCCCCCCAGCACCACCUCUUCAUGAUGGGGCGCAACGGCAGCAACAUCAAGCACAUCAUCCAGAGGACCGGUGCCCAGAUCCACUUCCCCGACCCCAACAGCCCCCAGAAGAAGUCCACCGUCUACAUCCAGGGCACCAUCGAGUCAGUCUGCCUGGCCCGCCAGUACCUCAUGGGCUGCCUGCCACUGGUGCUGAUGUUUGACAUUAAGGAGGACAUUGAGGUGGAGCCCCAGUGCAUCACAGCCCUGAUGGAGCAGCUGGACGUCUUCAUCAGCAUCAAGCCCAAACCCAAACAGCCCAGCAAGUCGGUCAUCGUCAAGAGUGUGGAGAGGAACGCGGGGAACAUGUACGAAGCCCGAAAGUUUCUCCUGGGCCUGGAGAACAGCGGGGUGUCCUCGUCUUCCACGUCCGUGGCCGUGUCCCCCUCUUCGUCCUCCUCCUCUUCCUCCAACAGCAACGGCCCCUCCAUCAUCUGCCCUGUGGGCCUGGAAAUCCUGACCUCAGCUGGCCUGGGGCUAAGCACUCUGGGUCUGUUGGGCGCCGCGGUGAGCCACUCCAUGAACUCAUCGGCCGCUCCCAACUCGGUGCUCAACGGCCUGAACGCCUCCAUGGGUCCCCUGCAGUCCGCCAGCACGCCCAGCAACGCCGCCUCGCUCUGGCCCAGCUCCCUCACCGGCUCCCAAGGUUUCUCAUCUCAGCUGCUGCUGCACCCCGCCACCCAGGCCACCCUGAGCAGCAUCCUGCUCUCCGGGGUGCAGGGCUACACCCAGAACACCCCCUCCCCUCCCCCCGGCCUGGCCCCUAUAGACAAGCAGUCCAACGGGGUCCCGGACUGCUCCAAGGGCCCCUGCUCUCUCAACGGCCACGUCAAGCAUCCCAGCUCUGUGUAUGGAAGGAUGUCCAGCGCUUCGCUAGGGGACACAGUGUUGAGUCCGUCCCAGUGUGACUCGGUGCAGGAGGCCAGCGGACACAACCCGUCAGAACCGCUCUCCAGCAAGUCCAACCAGGAUGAAGGCUCCGACACGUUUGUUGAAGUGGGCAUGCCCAGAAGUCCCUCCCACUCGGCGAAUGGGAAUGAGCUAAAACAGAUGCUGGCCUCCUGUAAGACGUCGUCAGGGAAACGGCAAGCUGUGGAGCUACUGCAGGGAACCAAAAACUCUCACUUACACUCUGACUGCCUGCUGUCGGACACAGAGUCCAGUUCCUCGGACAGUCCUGUGGCGGACAAGAGGGCGCCGGGCAGCGAGCGGGCGGCGGAGCGGGCCGCCCAACAGAACGAGAGGGACAGGAUCAGACUGUCCCCCCAGGCCGCCUACGCCAACAUGCAGGCCUUCGACUAUGAACAGAAGAAACUUUUGGCCACCAAAGCCAUGUUGAAGAAGCCAGUGGUGACGGAGGUGCGGACGCCCACCAACACGUGGAGCGGCCUUGGCUUCUCCAAGUCCAUGCCGGCGGAGACCAUCAAGGAGCUGCGCAGGGCAAACCAUGUGCCCUACAAGCCCAGCAUGAGCACCACCUUCGAGGGCUCGCCGCUGUCCCUGUCGCGCUCCAACAGCAGGGAAGGCAUCGGGAACGGCAGCGACUCGGACAACUGGCGUGACAGGAACGGCCUCAAUGGUCUCCCCGAGCACCCCGAGUUCCCCCCGCCCAUGGGCAGCCCCAAGAGGAAGCAGAACAAAUCCGCCGUUGAGCAUUACCUGAGCAGCAGCAGCUACAUGGACUGCAUGUCAUCGGUGACGGGCAGCAACGGCUGCAGCCUGGGCUCCUCCCUGAAGGGCUCGGACCUGCCCGAGCUCUUCAGCAAGCUGGGCCUGGGGAAGUACACCGACGUCUUCCAGCAGCAGGAGAUUGACCUCCAGACGUUCCUGACCCUUACGGACCAGGACCUGAAGGAACUGGGCAUCACCACAUUUGGUGCCCGCAGGAAAAUGCUCCUUGCCAUCUCAGAGCUCAACAAGAACCGGAGGAAGCUGUUUGAGCCCCCCAUCAGGUCCUCUUUCCUAGAGGGCGGGGCGAGCGGGCGGCUGUCUCGCCAGUUUCACGCCAGUGAAAUGGCCAGCGUCAGCGGGCGGUGGUAGAAACAAAAUGGCCACCUCACCGCCAGACCGCCGCGCCUCACAACCACCCAAACACGCUGCGACCUAGCCGGCGGCACUGUCACACCAAAGUUAUACCGGGAGCGAAGAUUUUACCGCCUACGUAAUCCGCGUUCGAAAAUGCCAAACCUGCCUUGCAACUGAUGAUCGCGUCGAACGUUGCCUGGCAACGGACGAUCGCGUCGAACGAUGACGUCUAUUAUCUAAAUUAAAUAAACAUAAGCUAGUGAGACUACGAUACACUUUAAACACUCAGUUGACUAGCUAAAUUCGAUUAAACAAUUAAAUACAAUACUAAUAUAAACUACGAUACACUUUAAACACACAGUUUAAUAGCUAGAUUCAAUACAAUACAAAUAUAAAGUAAAAGCAAGUGUUAUCUGUAUUAUGUUAUUUCGUCUUCAUGAGCGCAAAUGUUUUUUGAAACCUGCCUGGCAACGGACAAUCGCGUCGAACGACGUAAUGUUUUGACGCCCCCCGUCCAAUUUUGGUGUGACAGCACCAGUGGAACCCAGCCUAGCGGUGGCGGUCUCCGCUCUCUUCCUUCCUCCAUAGGCCAGGGCCUCAGGCCUUCUCUGGCUGGUGAUAGUUGUUGUUGUUGUUGUUUACUCCUCCUGCUUUGAGCUGAACUGAAGACUCAUUUGUUUGACUUAUUGCCAUAUGUAAAAAAAGAAAGCCAUUGUCUUACCGAAAGUGCCAAUGAGAAAGGGGGGGGGGGGGGGGGGGGGUAAAGGGAUUUCUCACACAUGAAGUUCAGUGUUCACUCCCUCAUUGGGGUCAAUGUGGAGCACAUUUAUACAUGAAGGAUAUUGAUAUUGUUAUACUUAUGGAGUUAGGGUACGGUGUUGUCCACUUUUGUCAAAGGGAACAGCAAAUGAUUAGUAAAAUAAUUAAAAUCAUUUAUCACAUUGAUACUAUGCUGUGGUAUCGAUGACAUGCACUUUAACAAUGCUAAACAUUUGCCUGUGAAUGCCUCAUUCCUUAAAUUAGAAUUCGUACAAUGGUGCAUUUUUGUAUUAACACAAAGCACAGAUGCAGUUUUUUUGUACUUUACCAAAAGGAAGCACUUAGCCAGGGAGAUUGGGGGGGGGGGGGGGGGGGGGGAGUGUGCCAAAGCAGUUACAUUUUCUAACAUUUUUACUUUAACAAACUCGCACCAACAGGAACUUCAUCAAUGUUGCUCCCCUUUAGCUCUGGGCUGCCCUCAUUGUUUAGAGAGUGGGCGUUUCUCUAAGGUCAGUCUGUUUGUGUUAAGUAACACACAACUGCAGCCAUACAACUUAACCAUACAAUACUAAAAAUAACCUAAUAUUUUACUCCUAACUUUUAUUUUACUAUCAUUUUAGGGGAACACGUGGGAUGUUUAACGGUAAUCAGUUUACAUAUCGGUAUGUUUUAAUCGUUUUAUAUAUAUAUAUAUGUUCCAGAAUGGUGUUUAUAUGAUUUGUAAAAUUAGGUUAUCAUUUUUUAAUGUUUGUUUGUUUUCUUCCUACCCUGUCUACAUCUGUGGAGCCGUUACAUGUGCUGUAACAAUAGACAAGCAAGCAGAAUAUCGGGGCUUUGAGUGUUUGGUUUAUGGACCUCUCUCUGUUUGUGUCAAUAGGCAUCUGUGGUUAUUCGUUCCGUCCUGUUUGUUUAUAGCGCCCUUUUGUCUUAUCUAUGGUAUGUGUUUGUGUUGCCUGCCCGGCAGCCCCCCCUUCUCCACACUGCUCACCCCCUGGUUGUAUCCACAACACUAUAAAGUACACCCGAGGCCGUGCCUUUCUGACUUGUGAUCCAGACCUUUCUGCUUUCAUACACGCAGGAAAGGCCUGUUGUGUCGUCAUAACAAGGCUUCGGCGUGCAGGCAGAACCGUCCAAUGUACAGGGGCCGUCUGGUUCUGUUCUCAACAGGGGAGCUGGCAGAACACUUAUCUUUUUGUUGCGUGUUACACUUUUUCUGAUGCAACGUUAGCUAGGGAGUAUAUUCUCUGAGAAUCACUAUAUAUACUUAAGGUACUUUUAUAUAGAGGUACCUUCAUGUAGGAGGUUGAACCGGGGUGCGUGUCGAAACAGGAGAAACCCACCAGAAGUGGCCGUGCCAUUUUAAAAGGAACAUUCAAAGUGUAUUUCCGUAUCGGUUGUGCAAUUUAACAACCUGAAAUCUGGUUUGCUGUGUGAUGAAGAGUUUGGGCAUCUUAUCAUUGUUUGUCAUCUAGCUAUUACUAGUUUGGGGCUCUUGUAUUAUUAUGCUCAUUCAUGUGUUUUGAAUUUAAAAAUAACUCCAUAGCACUCCAAAUAUAUUUUGUUGAUUACAAUGUGUUUUCUGUUGUUUUAUCCUCUACUCCAAUAUUUUGUUUCAGAGUUUGUCUUUGAACCAAUUGUCCCUAAGGCGGAACACACUACGGUGUGUGUGUGUGUGUGUGUGUGUGUGUGUGUGUGUGUGUGUGUGUGUGUGUGUGUGUGUGUGUGUGUGUGUGUGUGUGUGUGUGUGUGUGUGUGUGUGUGUGUGUGUGGUGUGUACACUUUAAACCACUUGCUUUACCCUCCAUCUGAUUUGAGCCAACGUCGUUGGUACGUGGUUGACAAUAACAUGAAACAUGAUAAUAUUCUGACAUGGUUGCUAUCGCCAACCGGAUAAUUGUUCUUUCAUUGUCUGUUUUUAGUUUUGUUAAUUUCAAUGAAGGAAAGAUUUGUACGAUGUAAGGACAGCUAAUUUAGAAAAGGGAUUCUGUAUUACACGAAUAAAAUCCAUUCGCUCAUCGAUCAUCAUCAUCAUCAUAAUAACCACCGUCAUCAAUAUACUUUGAAAUUAUGCACUGAUUUAGCCAGUGCCCUCGACUCAUGUUCCUGCCUUAUGGACAGUGGUUUUCAUCCAGAAAAACGUCCCCUCACCAGGGUGGGUUUGAAAUGAAGGCUCUUUAGUUUGGAGCAAAUGUUGUGUAACAAGUUGCACUGCAGUAACAGUAUUGCAGAUUCAUGAAGGGACUUUAUUUUGUUGUCAAAAGGUUUACCAGCAUUUGUGUUUGUUCGUUUGAGUCUGUGCACUUGACUGAACGGUCACCAUAAUCAUGUUGUCAAAUGGUUGUGAUUUAGUCAUCUUAUUGUUCCCAAAGGGAUUUAUCUGAACGGGGCGUCGCCCUGCAUCAGAUAACAUUGUACAUUUGUGAUGAUUGUAAACCACUAAGGAAUUGUUGUCAUGCUUUAGCCUUUGUACACCAUGUUCAUCUUGGGAAAGGUACAACUCUGCACAAGGUUUCACAGAUGCUUAAUUUGACUGUACAAAAUGUCCAAAGAUUUAUUGAUUCAAGGUUUUGUCGCGGCAUUCAUUUGUUGUAGUUGUUUCUGGUAGUUUGUAUUUGGAGUACAGAUAUAAAGUAUUGGAAUAGUUUUUGGUAGUUUUACCAAAGCUUGUAUUACCAGAGAGUAAAAAAAAAAAAGAAGUUUGUUCAAACAUUGAAAUGCUAUUCCAAAGGUAUGAAUAAAUGUAUGCAGCGAAAGUCCCUUUA
Messenger RNA from Gadus morhua (Atlantic cod), 6758 nucleotides. It is a transcript of the gene bicc1a, whose product is annotated as BicC family RNA binding protein 1a. The transcript has 21 exons. Bases 295 to 3252 code for a protein of 985 amino acids. Gene Ontology annotation, cellular component: cytoplasm. Gene Ontology annotation, molecular function: protein binding; RNA binding. NCBI's taxonomy places the organism in Eukaryota, Metazoa, Chordata, Actinopteri, Gadiformes, Gadidae. The record is from RefSeq and is a predicted model, not a curated record.